AUGUCGCAGUUUGACAAUAAUGCCUUCACCGGCAUCACCACUCCCAACAAGCCGGGUACGACCAUUCUCGGCCUGGCUUCAUCGUUUGAGAGUGAGUUCACCCAAACCACCGGCGCACGAGCUGGUCCCGGUGCCAGUAACCAGCCUGCCUCUUCGGCCGUCUCCGAAGCGUCGAGUGCGUCUGAUGCUGCUACCGCGUCUGGAUCACCGGCUGUGGCGGCGACGUCCACCACCUUCAGCACUUCUGUAACCUCGGUUGCAUCCUCGAACUCGAACGACCUCCCCUCGACAACCGCAUCCAAUGCAGCGAGCAACACCAGUGGCGCCGUCACCGUAUCCCACAGCUCCUGUAACAGCAUCUCGUGUUCUUCUGCCCUCAAAGCCGCUGUUGCCGUUCCCAUUGUUGUCGCGGCUAUUGCAGCUGUCUUUCUUUUCUUCUUUUGUGCCAGGAAGAGGCGGAAUCGUGGCUCUGCAGCCGUCGUGUCUGAAAAACAACCCAAAAAGGCCGGCAAAAAAUGGUCGCGACACUUGCGCGCCUUCUCCUUUGAUGCUGAGUUGCUGAUGGGCGGCCGUUUCUCCAGCACCAACAGCAUUCGCAGCAGAGAUCCGAGUGUCCGAAGUGGUGCCCACAACGCUCAUGGCGUUGUGCAGAGUGCGGAGCCCAGCUUACAUAGCAUUGAAGAGGAAGUCGCUCCGCCAUAUCGAGAUGCAAUCGCUCAUUCUCAACCUCCUGCCAGCCCGACUCAACUGCGGUCCACUGCCCCCAUUACCACUGUAGCGAGGGAUCCAAUCGCUCGUCCAGCUUCAACCGCAACAGCACCACCUUCGUAUGGCUCGGUCGUUGGCGAGACCAGGACGAUACGGGAUGCUGGCAGCAAUCCGUUUGCGGACUCGGCCCCUGUCAGUCCCAUCGAGGACUCACCUUUCAGUGAUCCUCCGGAAGAUGAAGAAACACACGCUGGAGGUUUAAGGCCAAUGCUAAGCCGAGGCUCAUCAAUGUACCAAAGCCUGAAUGCGGACGACGCUUCGGAAGUGGCGAGCAUACGACAAGCGCAGGUUGGCCGACGGGUAUCUGCCAGAGCGACCGGCAACACCGGUGGCGGCAGUGGUUAA
This is a messenger RNA of Capronia epimyces CBS 606.96, 1113 nucleotides long. RefSeq lists its product as uncharacterized. The record is from RefSeq and is a predicted model, not a curated record. The transcript has a single exon. Bases 1 to 1113 code for a protein of 370 amino acids. Lineage: Eukaryota; Fungi; Ascomycota; Eurotiomycetes; Chaetothyriales; Herpotrichiellaceae.